AAUAGAAGAUAUUUGUAACGCACUUGAAAUUUAUACUGUUUUAUAAAUUAUCUUUUUUCUUUCUAAAAGUCGUCGUCUUUUCACAAUAUGCGAAUUGUUAAUCGUGUUAUCAAAAAAUACAAGAUGGAAGACGUGGUUGAAGGUCUAAAAUUAGUUCGCAGUAAAAUCAUCACUGCAUCUGCUAAACGAGAUCCGGAAUAUGCCUAUUUUGAACCUCGUUUAGUAGCUGUAAGCAAAAUUAAACCUCCAGAGCUGAUUGUUGCGGCUUAUGAGGCUGGUCAAAGACAUUUUGGAGAGAAUUAUGUUAAUGAAUUAAAAGAUAAAGCAUAUGAUUUAUCUAUCACUGAAAAAUGCAAAGAUAUUCGAUGGCAUUUUAUUGGACAUUUACAAAAAAAUAAAGUGAACAAAAUUAUAUCCAUACCAAAUUUAUAUAUUAUUGAAACAGUUGAUAGCAAAUCGAUUGCAAAUGCACUCAAUAACGCAUAUUCAAAAAUAUGUGAUGAUAAUUCAAAAUUGAAAAUUAUGGUACAAGUGAAUACAAGUAAAGAAGAAGCAAAAAAUGGUUGCAAAGUAGAAGAAUUAUCAGAACUUGUGGAAUAUAUUUUAAACACCUGUAAUCAAUUGGAAUUUACUGGUAUUAUGACAAUAGGUGCGUACGGAUACGAUGUAUCAAACGGUCCAAAUCCAGAUUUUCUACGUUUGAAAAAAUGUAAGGAAGAUCUAUGUAAAGAUUUAUGUCUUGAUAAAAAAAAAGUGGAACUUUCUAUGGGAAUGUCUACCGAUUAUGAACAUGCGAUAUUACUUGGGAGUUCAAAUGUCAGAGUGGGUACUGCUAUAUUUGGUGAGAGGCCGAAGAAGGAUGGUCAAUAAUAUGUAGUAUGUCUCUCAUAUCCCAAGUUGAUAGUGCAGCAGUGAAAACUUCUUCUGGGUCCAUUUCACUUACUUUUUUUCUAUUAAUAAAUUUUAAAUAUGUCAUGUAUAAAA
Messenger RNA from Polistes dominula (European paper wasp), 984 nucleotides. RefSeq names its product pyridoxal phosphate homeostasis protein. NCBI's taxonomy places the organism in Eukaryota, Metazoa, Arthropoda, Insecta, Hymenoptera, Vespidae. The record is from RefSeq and is a predicted model, not a curated record. Gene Ontology annotation, molecular function: pyridoxal phosphate binding. Gene Ontology annotation, cellular component: intracellular anatomical structure.